AUAUGAAUCACAUUUCUUUAUAGUUUCGUACGUGAUGGAUUCCAUUUCCAAAGAUAAUGGACAUUUUUCCAUGAAUGGUGGCGAUGGACCUCUCAGCUAUGACAAAAACUCAUCCUACCAGCGAGGAAUAUUGGAAGCUUCAAAGGCAAUCAUCGAAGAAGAAAUCGCCACAAAAUUAGAGUUCUCAACUAAUAGCUUCUGCAUUGUCGAUUUCGGGUGCUCAACCGGAAACAACUCUUUUCCGGCCAUGCACGCGAUCAUCGAAGCCAUCAAACGCAAAUACGAAUCCACAGACCUCAAAACCCCAGAAUUCCACGUCUACUUUAACGACGUCGUCUCUAACGACUUUAACACCCUCUUCCGUUCCCUCCCACCUGAUAGGAGCUAUGAGGUAGCCGCAGUUCCCGGGGACUUCCACGGCAGCCUUCUCCCUCCAUCCUCCGUCCACUUUGCGUACUCUUCUUGGGCGGUCCACUGGCUGUCGGAGGUGCCCAAGGCUGCCGAGGGCCUCAAGUCUCCGCCUCGGAGUGGAGGAGAGAUGGAGGAGGUUUAUGAAGCUUAUUUGGGGCAAUUUGAGAAGGAUUUGGAAUCAUUCUUGAAAUGAAGGGCUGUGGAAAUGGUGGAGGGUGGGAUUAUGGCUCUUUUAAUUCCAGGAGUGCCUAGCUAUUGGGACCCACAAAAGGAGUUCACCGUUAUAUCGAGGCUUGAACUUCUCACGUCUUCCCUUGUAGACAUGGCAAAAAAGGGAAGAUUGAGUGAGGAAAAAUUAGAGAAAUUCAACUUUCCGCACCAUUUUCCCACCCCAGAGGAGGUGAGGGCAAUACUGCAUAAGAGCAUCAGUUUCAGCAUUGAAAGAAUGGAGAUUUUGAGUAGUGGGGCAUUUCUCAAUGUUGAUGGCCACGUGGCAUGUUUUAGGGCGGUUUUUCAAAAUGUGCUUACACAUGAGUUUGGAGUUGAAGCUAUCGACGAGACGUUCGACCUUUUGAAGAAGAAACUUCAAACUUCAGCAGUUUAUGCAAAUCCUUCUAAUGAAAGAACUGUUGUGAUUGUUGUUAUCCUCAAGCACAAUAAUGUUUAGUACGUUGUUGUUGGUUAGAGACUUCAAAUA
This is a messenger RNA of Salvia hispanica, 1108 nucleotides long. Lineage: Eukaryota; Viridiplantae; Streptophyta; Magnoliopsida; Lamiales; Lamiaceae. The record is from RefSeq and is a predicted model, not a curated record.